AUGAUGGCAAUGAGCAGCUUUCUGAGAGUGCUGGUCAUGAUUGUUUGCUUGGCCGCCAGUACUACUGCUAUCUAUGGCUACAACGAUCUCCAAGCGUUACUGAAGCUCAAAUCUACUGCGUUGUCACGGCGACCCCCCGGCUACUACAGCGGAUUUGAAAUUUGGGAUCCCAAUCGAUAUCCCAUUGAGGGUCCUUCCACCGCGCAUUGCUACUUCUCCGGCGUCACCUGCAACUCGGACUCACGAGUGGUGGCACUGGAUAUCAGGGGUCGGUAUCUCGACGGUCCGAUUCCGGGCGACAUUGGGCUUCUAGCCCACCUGGUCAACCUAACCAUUUCCAGUGCUGGGGUCACCGGUCCGCUCCCCGUUGAGAUGGCAAACCUCACUUCGUUGAAGCUCUUGGACCUCUCCAACAAUGAGCUGAACGGAAGUUUCCCGGCAGAGAUCGCACGUGGAAUGACCCAGCUCCAGGUCCUGGACAUAUCCGGCAACAAAUUCACGGGUAUGUCACGGGUAGCUGGGAUUGCGGCAAUGAAGAACCUAAGGCAUCUAAAUCUGCAGCGGAACCUAUUAUCUGGGGGAAUAUCUCCGGCGAUCGGGAAUUUGACCAAAUUGGAGUCUCUGCUCCUCGACGGGAACCAAUUGUCGGGCGAAAUCCCCAAUGAGUUAUGCAAUCUCAAAUCCAUCUCCAUACUCAGAAUUAGAUACAAUAGCAUAUCGGGAAGCAUUCCUUCAUGCAUUUCCAAGUGUCAUUCUCUCACAGUGCUUGAUCUCAGCGGCAACCAGCUGAGCGGUCAGAUUCCUGAGCUGGUGUCUGAGUCAGGAAAUGGCACUAAUGGUGCAAUUUCAGAACGGUUGUGCAAGUUUAGCAAGCUUAAAUUCCUCUGCCUUCAGGGCAACCAGCUGUCGGGUCAGAUCCCUGCCCAACUCUUUUGUUUGAGUAGCCUACUCAAAGUCGAUCUGUCCGACAACAAACUGAGUGGAGCGUUACCAGCAACAAGUUUCUGGAACUUGGCUGGCCUUGUGGAACUCGAUUUGUCACGAAACAGCCUCUUUGGUCCCAUACCGGAGUCCAUUGGAGGGCUUCCCAAUCUUGAGGUACUGCAGUUGCCGGGAAACAACUUGUCGGAGCUGCCGAAGAAUCUUGGUCGGACGCUUAAACUGGUAAAUGUCUCGUCAAAUCAUCUCAUGGGAUCCAUCCCUCGGGAUUUAUGCAAGGGAGUGCUGCAGACUUUGAUUCUCGACAACAAUUAUCUCACUGGACCGCUCCCGCAAGAACUUGGCCACUGCAAGUCACUGACCACCAUCCAAGUCUCCAAUAACCUCAUCUCUGGUCACCUUCCUCCAAUGUGGACAGGUGCACUCAUGUUCCUUGAACUUUCUAACAAUCGGAUUACUGGCAGAAUUCCUCGAGAUUUAUGCAAUGGAGAAUUGCUUCAGACUUUGAUUCUCGCCAACAAUUAUCUCACCGGACCGAUCCCGCAGGAACUUGGCCGCUGCAAGUCGCUGACCAUCAUCCAAGUCUCUUAUAACCUCCUCAAUGGAACCAUUCCUGCUGGCAUCUUUCAGCUGCCAUCAGCGAACUUGAUUAAGCUGGACAACAACCUCUUCUCCGGCCAACUUCCAUCCUUCAUGUGGACAGGUGAAUUCUCCCGCCUUGUUCUUUCCAACAAUCGGAUUACUGGCAGAAUUCCUCCGACUAUUGGGAAUCUGACCAAAUUAGACUCCCUAUUCCUCGACGGGAACGAGUUUUCCCAUAAAAUCCCUGAUGAGUUUUGCAAUCUCCGAUUCAUCUCCAUGGUCAAUAUUAGCUCCAAUAAGAUUACAGGCAACAUUCCGUCAUGCCUUGCCAAGUUUUAUUAUCUUACUGUUCUUGAUCUCAGUCGAAACCAAUUGUGCGGACACAUACCAUGCAGCUUGGUGAAUGGUACCCGAGCCCUCAGAACUCUGGAUCUUUCUCACAAUAAAUUGUCAGGUAGAGUCCCGAAGCGAUCACCAUUUUUCCAUUCAUCAUUUUCUGGCAACCCGAAGUUGCUCGCCUCCUCAAAAGCUGACUGCUCAUCCAAGGGUUACUCGACGAUAGUAAUCAUAGGAGGCAUAGGCUUAGGGUUACUGAUCUGGUCAACUUUAGUGAUCUUGGUUAUGAAGAUGCGGAAGCAAAGGGCUGUCGAUGAAUCAAUUAAGCCAUGGACCCUCACAAAUUUCCAGAAACUUCCGGAGGAUCUCAAACAGGAGCACAUCCUGGAUUGUCUACUAGAAGAGAACAUAAUUGGAAAGGGCGGAGCGGGUGUCGUCUACCUUGGUUCAAUCCCAGGAGGUGUUAAGGUGGCCAUUAAGCAACCAAUUAAGCGCAACAGCCAAAGGGAUGGCAGUUUUGCAGCAGAGGUCAGAACUCUAGGGCAGAUCCGUCACAAGCACAUCGUUAAACUCUUGGGCUGCGUUUCAAAUUCAGACCGUUCCACAACGUUGCUUCUGUAUGAGUACAUGCCCAACGGGAGCCUGGCAGAGGCGUUGCACGGCCCCAAUGGCGGGAGCUUGAGUUGGGAGAUGCGGUACAAGAUUGCAGUGGAAGCAGCCAUGGGACUGUCAUAUCUUCAUCACGAUUGCUCGCCUCCUAUCAUCCAUAGAGAUAUCAAGCCACACAACAUCCUGCUCGAUUCCGUUUUAGAAGCUCACAUAGCGGACUUCGGACUCUCCAAGCUCUGGCAUCACAGUCGACCUCUUCCUCCUGAAUCGUCGUACCACAUGUCGGUCGUCGCUGGCACCUUCGGUUACCUGGCGCCUGAGUACGCUUACACGCUCAAGGUGGACGAGAAGAUCGAUGUUUACAGCUACGGUGUGGUGAUGCUGGAGCUGAUAUCCGGGAGAAAGGCGGUUGGAGGGUUCGAUGAAGGCAUGAACAUAGUGAUGUGGGUCAGGGAAUUGGCGUCCAAGUUCGUUGGGAAGACGAACGCUGAUGUUGCUGAAUUGGUCGUGCUGGAGAUUCUGGAUCCGAGGCUUGCUGAGCAGCCCCGGUUAGCUAGCACGACUCACAUGCUCAAGAUUGCCAUGAUGUGCGUCGACACGAGGAGCUCUGCUAGACCCACAAUGAGGGAAGUCCUCCAUCUCCUCACCAAUCAUCAAACAUGGAACAUGAUUAUCAGUCCUGAUCAUGAGACCUAG
Molecule: messenger RNA, 3162 nt
Organism: Linum tenue
Lineage: Eukaryota; Viridiplantae; Streptophyta; Magnoliopsida; Malpighiales; Linaceae
Source: the annotation of a GenBank genome assembly